AGAAUAAUAUCGGACACCGAAAGAGGUGGCAGCAACACGACUGUGAGUUUUACUUCCCUUUUAUUCCAUCGCAGCCAUCAAGUCACCUUCUGUGCCAGUGUGUAUAAAGGUUGACAGCGUUUGAAAGCUAGUGAAGCUGUUCGGAAAUUCUAGUUCUAUUUAGUAUAUUGCAAAAGACUGUGUAACGAGAAAUGAUGAAGUCGAUCUUCUUCGGAGUGGUAGCCAUCGCCGUAGCCAUCCUGUCCUUCAGCCAGGAAACGGCACAAGCCCAGGAACAAGCAGGAGCAACCGGCGACUACAAAUGGAACGGCAUCGAUGACCAGUGCCUCACGGCACUGCACCGCCAGAUCAACAAGGAGUUCGAUGCCUCGAUCGUCUACCUGAAGUACGCCGCCUAUUUCGCCCAGGAGAAGGUCAACCUGCCCGGUUUCGAGAAGUUCUUCUUCCAUGCCGCCGGCGAGGAGCGCGAACACGGCAUCAAGCUGAUCGAGUACGCCCUGAUGCGCGGUCAGGGACCCGUCGACAAGGCCAGCUUCAACUUGGACUACACCUACCAAGUGCCACCCGGAACCGAUGGUGAAUCCGCUCUGCGUGCCGCCCUGAAGAAGGAGGAAGAAGUGACCCACAGCAUUCGCGGUGUCAUCAAGGCCUGCGAAGAAGGCAGCAACGACUUCCACUUGGCCGAUUACCUGACCGGCGAGUACCUGGACGAGCAGCACAAGGGACAGCGCGAGCUGGCCGAGAAGAUUGUCACCCUGAGCAAGAUGAAGAAGAGCGCCCCCAAACUGGGCGAGUUCCUGUUCGACAAGAGCCACAUGUAAAUGCAAUGCAAAGCGGCGGAGGAGUUUUUCACGGUGCUUCACUGUGUCAUCAAUGUAGUUUCUUCAGUAAGAUCGUUUUCUAGUUAACUAUGUUACAUUUAGAGAUUUCAAGCAGAUGAAGACUUGCGGAAAAAUGUUUGAAUAAUAAAAUUUAAUUAAUACAAUAGACACUCCGAUGGGAUCUCUUUAGUUUUGAUUUUUAUCCAUUUUAUGUUGUAAAUAAAGUCCUCGUUUUUCAUGUGGAUUAAUAGCAGGAUACGACAUACGAUUCUGCUCGAUUGGCGUGAUAUUGAAUUAUUAUUUAUGUUAUGUGAUCCUAAGCUGUAAAUCCGUUAGACUGUAGUUCUGUCAAGUGACACAAAAAUUUCCAAUAAAUCAAAACGAUUCUUCAAUACAUAGAAAAACGAUUCUUUCAAAAA
This is a messenger RNA of Armigeres subalbatus, 1240 nucleotides long. Its product is annotated as ferritin heavy chain-like. Gene Ontology annotation, cellular component: cytoplasm. The transcript has 5 exons. Gene Ontology annotation, molecular function: ferric iron binding; ferrous iron binding. NCBI's taxonomy places the organism in Eukaryota, Metazoa, Arthropoda, Insecta, Diptera, Culicidae. The record is from RefSeq and is a predicted model, not a curated record. Gene Ontology annotation, biological process: iron ion transport; intracellular iron ion homeostasis. Bases 192 to 821 code for a protein of 209 amino acids.